AAUAAUAUCAGAUAGUGAAGACUGAUGGAGAGAUCAACGUUGAAAAAGAUUGAAGAUCUGAAUGUGGAUCGUGUGGUGAGGAUAUUGGAGUCAGUAGACCUUGCAGAAUUUGCGGAGUUCGUGAUAGAAAGAGACAUAAACGGAAAGAAAUUAUUAGAUGUCACAGAGGGAAUUAUUAAGUUAUGGAGGCCGAGUGUCAAUGCAAAAAGAAUCGUAUUAUUUAUUGAAGAAUUUAAAUUAAAUCCUGACAAAUUCAUCAAAAGUUUGGACACAGAUUUAGAUGUUAUUACAGAGACGGAAUCGAAAAGUAUUUCUGUGGAAUGUCAAUAUCAAACAGUGCCUGCAAGAAGACUCAGAGAAGACAUGGCAUCGACAACGUUAACGAACGUAGAAGAACUAUUGAAAAGGUUGGUGCCAGCAAAGAGUUUCUUAUACCGAAACCAGCCAAGGAAAAUCGAGAAGUCAGUUCCCUCUUACAUGCCCAUGGAUGGAGCACCAAAAAAGCCCAGAAGAUUCUUCAGAUUAAGCUCGUAUGAGUACCCUCAAUUGGACAUUUUGUCGAGAACUUCAAAGAACGAGAGUUUCGAUGACAGAGGCUACUAUUCUGUGAAAACUAACAACAGAUAUUUCAUACAGAAAACUUAUAAGAGACAAGAUUCGAAAACUAAAUAUAAAUCACUAUCAACUGCAGAGGAAUUAAAUGAGAAACUACCUGAAGAUCAUUUUUAUGAAGACUUAUGUUAUAGUGACAUGCACAAUACUGAGAACAAGAUAGAAAGUACAAGUUUUAAUCAAGUCGCAACCGUGAAGCCUUGUAUAGUGAAAAUACAAGAACUGUUUCAAUCAUUCAAAUUACCAUUCUUUCGUAAAAAUGAAACGAUAAGUGAUAAAAGUGAUGUAAAUGAUAAACCUGAAGCAGAAAUCGAAACUAACGUAUAUGAAAAUGGUGACAAUGUUGCCAAUAUGUAUGACUCAGUACAUGUUAUUAGACCAGUAAUACAAGGAAGUAAUACAGAAAGGAAUCAGUCCACGUUGCCAGUUGAAGACUAUCUAGAACCUAUACAAUUAAAUAAGGAUUACUGCGACGUAACAGUAAGAGAGAGGGAUGACUCGUUGCUCGGGUACAUCAUGAGUAUCUUCGAUAACAGAUUCGGCUUCAGACGUGAAACGAACGAUGCAGUCCAAGAUGAAGACAGUCAGGAUAAAGUCGACUGCACAUCGACGGAGAUCGGUCGGAUGCGGGAGCGGCCGCGAACAAACAUGGCCGACCGGCCGCUGCCGGUACCUGUAGAGAACGAGCCUUACUACAUGAACGUGGACCGGGCCGAGGCAGAGAACCUUCUGAUGGGACAGCCUGAUGGGAUGUUCAUUCUCCGGCCGUCCAGUCAGCCAAGUCAUGCAUACACCCUAAGCGUGUCAUGCUCAGGCGCAGUCCACAAUGUCGGUGUCCGGCGGCGUCCGGACGGACGGCUCGCGCUUGGCUUCCCGCGUCGUGGUGAACGCAGCUUCGCAACUGUGACGUCACUCCUACGUCAUCACCGCAGACGUCGGUUGCUCCUCGUGGCAGCAGGGGGCGUUAUCGGCGCUACAACCCUUAAUGAGACACCUCAUUAUUACCAGACGCCUAGUAAUUUACCAGUUUUGUAAUACAUUAUUACCAGACGUCCAGUAAUUGGCUAUUUCUGUAAUAUAUUAUUAACAGACGCCUAUUAAUUGGCUAUUUCUGUUAAACAUUACUUCCAGAUGUCUGGUAAUUUCUCAAUUCUGUAAUUAACUAUUACCAGUUGCCUGGUAAUAUACCAGUUGUUUAUUUCAUUAUUGCUAGACGUCUUGUAAUUGACUAUUUCUGUUAUACAUUAUUACCAGGUGUCUGGUAACUUGCCAGUUCUGUAAUUAAUUAG
This is a messenger RNA of Achroia grisella, 1901 nucleotides long. RefSeq lists its product as uncharacterized. The transcript is spliced from 5 exons. The coding region runs from base 25 to 1647 and encodes 540 amino acids. Gene Ontology annotation, biological process: cell surface receptor protein tyrosine kinase signaling pathway; intracellular signal transduction. The record is from RefSeq and is a predicted model, not a curated record. Lineage: Eukaryota; Metazoa; Arthropoda; Insecta; Lepidoptera; Pyralidae.